Saccostrea echinata is the source of this 1501-nucleotide messenger RNA. RefSeq names its product PDF receptor-like. The record is from RefSeq and is a predicted model, not a curated record. Bases 12 to 1457 code for a protein of 481 amino acids. Gene Ontology annotation, molecular function: G protein-coupled peptide receptor activity. Gene Ontology annotation, biological process: cell surface receptor signaling pathway; adenylate cyclase-modulating G protein-coupled receptor signaling pathway. Lineage: Eukaryota; Metazoa; Mollusca; Bivalvia; Ostreida; Ostreidae. The transcript is spliced from 12 exons. Gene Ontology annotation, cellular component: plasma membrane.
AACGGUAAAGGAUGAAUUUCUCUUUGGGUGGCGUCUUCUCAUUUUUUGCGAUUACAAACAACUCUUUGUUAUUUGAGAACAGUCUGAGAAAGCCCUGGAAAUACAGGUCUGAGAUAGACUGUAUCCAGACACUAGAAACAGAGAUGAAGACACAGGAAGCCUCCGACUGGUGCCAAGCCACAUGGGACACCAUUCUUUGUUGGCCUCCAGUCCCGCCUGGACAAACAGUUUACAUGGCCUGUCCCCCCUAUCCGGGUUUGGACCCUCAGAAAAUGGCUUUCAGACGCUGUGGUUGUACCUCCCGUUGGGAGGGACCUCAGCCCCUGGGUUAUUCGAACUACACUGAGUGCUACACUCCUGAAUCUCGGAGACUCAUGGCCAAAUUCUACGGCAAUAAAUCAGCGGAAGAUCGACAACUGAUGAAAAAAAUAGUGGUUGGAACUCGAACUAUGGAAAUAAUUGGUCUUUGCGUGUCCCUAGUAUCUUGUUUGACGUCACUAUUCAUUUUCUGUUACUUCCGAGCAUUAAGGUGCCACAGAACGAGAAUCCAUCGGAACCUCCUGGUUGCCAUCAUAGUCCAAAUUAUAAUUCGACUGGUUCUGUACAUUGACCAGUACAUCGCUCGAGAAAGACAAUCCGAUUACCUACUGACCACAGGAAGUUAUAUAGCCAUAUUUCAUACGCCAACAUUUUGUGAGACAAUUUACACGUUACUAGAGUACACAGUCUCCGUACAAUUUAUGUGGAUGUUUGUUGAGGGUAUCCACCUACAUAACAUCAUAGCCGUCUCGUUCUUCUCAGGAAAACCCAAUUACUUCGUUUAUUACAUCCUUGGUUGGGGUACUCCAAUACCAUUCACAGUGGCCUGGGUUAUAACUAUGCUUGACCUUCAUCAAAACAGUUGCUGGUUCCCGUACUACUUUUUAACGGAGUACUGGAUUAUAGAAGCGCCCAGAGUAACUGUAAUUGGUGUAAACUUACUUUUUCUACUCAACAUAAUUCGUGUUCUGGUGCACAAGUUACGAAAAACUCGAACACUGGAGCCACAGCUGACAAAAGUCAGAAAAGCAGUGAAGGCAGCCAUUGUAUUACUUCCACUCCUUGGGAUCACUAACGCUGUGAACUUGAUAGAUCCGCCCGCAGAUAGUGUGGUUCAUUUCGGACUCUGGUCCUACUCCACUUACUUCCUAGUCUCCUUUCAAGGAUUUUUCAUCUCACUAUUAUACUGCUACACAAACGGAGAGGUACAGGCAGCGUUGAAGAAACACUGGAGUAACUAUUUGGAGAGUAAAUCCUUUUCCGGUUUGCAGGCAUUCCAAAAUCGGCGAUCCUGUUCUGUGGUCACCAGUUCAUUUGAUUUGACCCUAAACCAGAGAAUCCUUAAUCAAGUCAACAAGAAAAGCCCUCUAAUUCGAAUGAAGUCUACUGGAAGUGCAUACACAGAGUCUAUGGUUUGAUAAAGAAAGAUCCUGGGAAACUAUGUAAUAAACAAGCAGCAUUU